Patiria miniata (bat star) is the source of this 3394-nucleotide messenger RNA. RefSeq lists its product as uncharacterized. The record is from RefSeq and is a predicted model, not a curated record. Lineage: Eukaryota; Metazoa; Echinodermata; Asteroidea; Valvatida; Asterinidae. The transcript has 4 exons. Bases 110 to 1033 code for a protein of 307 amino acids.
UUUUUGUGUGUAGGCCUACACAUGUAUUUGCGGGAAGUGACUUGCACUUGCGUUAACUAGCCACGUGGGAGACUUCUUAUAUACCAGUGAAAACAACCAGAGUUCCGUCAUGUUGCGUCUAGAUGUAACCCUUCUCUGCCUGGUGAGUUUCAGCGCUGCGUAUGUGCAAGGACUUGAGCACAUACCGCUAACGCUGAAUGUGGAGUCAGGACUCCAAGAAAUUCCUUGCGGGGAGUUCAAGUACUAUGCGGUAGAGGUGACAGAUCCCUGCCGAGAUCUACGAGUGAGGGUUAAUAAGAUAGAGGGAGAACCCGACCUGUACGUCUCCAGAGGCUACAACAAGUUCCCUACCGACAGCAGCCUGGCCUGGACGUCUUACGAGUGGGGAUCUGAGAAGCUCGUCAUAUCCAGUUGGGAUCCGGAAUUUGAAGUAGGCAUGUUCUACAUCGGUGUGCAUGCCUACUGCGGGAUCGAUGUGGAAACAGGCAACACACCAUCCAAAGUUACAGUUCUAGCUGAAAGUAUCCCAACGACCCACCCGCACUCUGAGAUCACCGUCGAUACGCCGUUUACCGGUGAGAAGGUCAGCGCUGAGGGGUACAAUUAUUACCGAUUCUGCCUGCCGAGCCAGUGCACCGACGUUGAGGUGAAGCUGGUCAACUGCCUCAGCUCACAGGACUGUCCAUACUCCUACGGCUACCCGGAGCUCCUAGUGUCCAGGUCCAUCGUCCAGCCGACCAUCAAGGAUCACUCUUGGAAACUGGCCUCUCUGGAUCGUCGCAGCAUCGUCAUGAAGCACGACAACCCGGACGUCUCACCGGGCCAUCACUACGUGGCCGUCUACGGCUGGUGUACGCCGGAUGAAUUCUGUUCAGACAAGAGCACAUGCGGCCCCUGCGAUUAUUAUGCCAACAUGACAUACGACGUUUCAGUUGUCAUGACAGAUGUUGGAGACUGCAGUGGGGCGGCCAAUUUCAUGCCGUCUUCACUUGUUGUUUGUCUCGCAGUUUUUCUCAUGAAAUUUUUCUUUUAGUUUUAGCUGUAUUUGGAUGAGGAGUGAAGAUGUGUGUUUGACAAUAGGCUUCUUGGUUAAACUUGCUGAACAAGUGCACAAAUGUGUAAAUCACAAUUAAAUCAAUUAAAUCACGUACAAAAUUGUUCAAACCCAUCCAGUUCUGAAUAUUAUAUGGUGAAUGUUUAAUGGUGAGGAUUUUUCUUGUCAGCAAUGGGCGACAUUUGAGGCGUUGGUGGCAGCAAACACACUGGUCCUUUUACUGUUGUUCGAAAGCCUGUGAAGACAUUUCCGUGUGUGAUUGCCACUUUGAGAUUAUCACAAAAUUAAGCGGUAUGGACUGUAGUAAUUUGCAUAAUUAUUUGAAUAAUUGUGCCACUUCGUGUGUACAAAGUCUAUGGAGCUCGAGGGUCAAGUAAUUUUCAAAAUAUUUUGUAACAAAAUUGGAAAUGUUUCUCAGUCCCAGCUUAGACGAUUGUGAGCAAGGAACAGUUCAUGGUGGUAGGAAAUGUCCCAGAUUCAUGUCUUUCAACAUUUUUGCAAUGACUGACCUUCAUUGAGAUAAUAUAUGAUGAAAUAAAGUUAUUUUGAACAUGCGCACAUUAGCUUAAACAUGACGCAAACAAUUGAAAAGGACUGGUGUAGAUGCUUCCACCAAGCACCUCAAAAGUCUUCUAUUGUUUAGUAACACGGUUGUUUGCAGAUUUCAGUUCAAUUGGCCAUUUAAAAAAAAAUACGAUUUCAGAUCAGCAUGUGAAAUUGGACAAACGGUACCACAAUCUGACCAACUUGUAUCGAGAUUCUUCCCUGAUAAGUUUUCUUAGAACGGGUGAACUUAAAUAUUCAACAAAAUUACAGUGCAUUGAAAUUUAAUGCACGAAAACUAUAAUAAAAGCUAGAUUUAGUUUUUCUCCAGUUUGAUAUGUUUCCAAAAAUCCUGCAUAACAAGCAACUAUUUUUCAUCAAUAGCCUGUGAAGUCAUUUCAGUGUGUGAUUGCCAAUUUAAGAUUAUCACAAAAGUAAGAGGUGUGGACUGUAGUAAUUUGCGUAAUUAUUUGCGGCAAAUGUAUUUUUUGAGGACAAAUAUAUCAGUGUGGAUAAAACUAGGCAUUUUUUGUAAAACCCGAAAAGUAUUCACCUUUGCAGUUUUGUAAUAGUUGAAAUUAUGUAAAUUACAUUAUUUGGUGUUUAUGUUAAAUAACUGUUAACAUGUAAUGCCUGGUGUCUGGAAAUUGAACAUCGUACAGUAUACUCAGACUUCAAAAAGAAAAGUUGGCUAAUAUUUGUAGUUAAAAGUAUCUUCUUUCUGAAAGGCAGUGACAGAGUGGCAAGUCAGUGCUAGUUCCUGAUUGGGUGAAGCAGCUUGACAACAUAGCUCUAAUUCCUAUUGGCUACAAGUUACACCUUAAUUUGCAUUAAUUUGUUUCAGCUAAAACCUUCAUGGUAUCUGCCAAAUGGCCUCAUUGUAUCACACAUAUAUAAUGACAUUGGUGAUCGAUGACUUACUGAAUGAGAUUUGAAUUGAAUCUAAUUACUUAUUGAUCCAUCAAGUAAAUUACAUUUGCUCACUGGUAUAAUAAACAGGAAUUAAUAUUUCCAAAAUAACACACACAAGAAACCAAAAAAAAUACAGUAAUAUAAACUUCAAAACUAUAUCAGACUAUGUAAGAUGUAAUCUGGCUUUUGAUUUGUUAAUUAUAACUAGCUGUAGCUGUAUGCAUUGCUGGUAUUUUGGGUGCUAUUUAAGCAAAAUUCCAAAGAUGAACUUUUAGCAAAAAUCCAAGUUAAUUCAAGUUCAUACACAGAGAAAUGUGAACACCUUUUGAUGGGAAUUUUGGAGGCACCGAAACACACGGUUCGGUUUGAAUUCAUGGUUAAACAGUAAGCAUUAUGAACCACAUUAAAGCAGGAGUGAAUAACAACUGAAAUACUACAUCUCUAUAGCUUUGCAAUAUUCCUUACAAAUGCAAUAAUUGCAUGUUUCUAUUUUUUAAAAGAAGAAGCGUUCUGAAUGUUUUGUAUAAUUUUGAAAAUGUCUGAACUGUGUAACCAUGUAACCAUAAUAUAUGUAAGUCUUUUAGAUUUUUAGAUUUCUCCAAACUGUUAGUACUUUUAAAGCACAAGAGUUUAAUUCUCAGUAUCAACUGGAAGCAAUUUUAUUCAAAAGCUCAUGUAAUGUGUUGAAGGAAUAUUUACCACCUAUCAUAUUCAAGAUUAUUAUUUGUGUUCUUUGGAUGGUCAAUGCAAGAUAGACAUUAAUGUGGACAACUUUUCUUCCAAGGAGAAAAGCCAACUUUAUAUUUUACUGUUAUUUUAUUACUGCCUGUAGUGAUGCAAUUAAAAGCAGGAAUUGGUGCUUAUUAAUAUUGAAGCAUCAUUUAA